Molecule: messenger RNA, 1323 nt
Organism: Colletotrichum higginsianum IMI 349063
Lineage: Eukaryota; Fungi; Ascomycota; Sordariomycetes; Glomerellales; Glomerellaceae
Product: Nuclear protein Es2
Exons: 1
Coding region: 1-1323 (440 amino acids)
Cellular component (GO): catalytic step 2 spliceosome
Source: RefSeq, a predicted model, not a curated record
AUGGAGUCGCAAGACCGCGAGUCGAAUGCGCUUGUGCGCAAACGGACCGACACCGAACUGAUGCCGGCACCGCCGCCCGUGAAGAGGAUCAAGCGCCCAAAAAAGGUCAUAGACGAAGAUACCUAUACCGAUGCCCUCUCGCAGAUCAUCGCACGAGACUUUUUCCCCGGGCUUUUGGAAGCCGAGACACAGCAAGAGUACCUCGACGCCCUCGAAUCGAAGGACAGGGCAUGGAUAUCCAACGCUGGGCAGAGACUACAGCGCGUGAUGACUCCGGGGAGGCAAAGAUUAAAAAGGCCAGUGCCGUUCGAUAACGGAGGACGCACACCGUCAGCAUACGGCGUGGACACGCCGGUAUCAGUUGCAUCGACAGCGACCGAAGUGCCAAAGCCGGUUGUGGACACCAACAUGAGUCUCGUCAACUUCCAGGCCACCUAUACCAGCGAGGAUAACGAGAGCUUUUACAAGCUCAUGGACAAGCAAAACCAAAAGAAAGCCGAGAAGUACGCCUGGAUAUGGCGAGGAAACAAACUGCCAUCAAAUCAGAUGAUCAGGCAGGCCGAGGUCGAAGCAAAGUUAUUGGAGACGAGGAGUUUGACCGACGACGGAUGGAAGAGGGAUAGGCUGGCUAUCAAGGAUGUCGAUGACCGACCAGCAAGACCCGACAGUUGGAAUGCCAACCCGAAGAACGGCCUGAUGUUCGGACCAGACAGUGUGGAGGAUGAUUACGAGAGCCCGGCUCAGAAGGCCCAAGCCGCAUCCAGAAUGGCGCCGAAAUCGAUCAACUACCAGAACACGAGGAUACCACAGCCACCGAUUGUUCAGAGACCGACAUCUCCAACCAUGUCAGCCGUCAGAGACGCGAUUGCUGGGAAAACACGGAAAGAAGACCAGGCGUCCAGCGCCGUCGGGGGAGGAGAAACACCGAGGGUGAACGGGUAUGCGUUUGUGGACGACGAGGACGACGAAGAAGUUCCGCUAGCCCCCGUUAUCAACUUGGGUCCGGGCGACGCCACGCCGAAUCCUUUCAAGCUGCAAGAGCAAAGGGAGAGAGAAAGCCUGCAUCAUCGACUGGUUGAGCGUGCAGCGCAGUCCAAUAGAGAAUCUGCGAAAAACGGUCUGACAGGAAAGCCAGAGAGAACGCCAGUACCCAAGUUUCCGUCCAGUCCACGGGUCUCGGGCGGCCUGACGCCCGCCGCUCAACGACUGUGGAGCAAGAUUGGCAGUCCAAGACUUGGAAGUCCGGGCGAUCCUGCUAAGAAGGCAACGCCCAUGAGGGCAAGAGGCUCGCUCCUCAAGGGCGGGUCGUCUGUGAAAAGGUAG